AUGGCACCCUUCGAAGCAGCAAAAUCGCUCAAAAAUCAUCUGAAUUGGAAGUGCGAUGCCAAUUGCAAUCUGAUGAGCUGGACUACCUCUUUGCUCUUUGCACUGCAGUACGGCCUCUAUCGCCAUCAAAAGGAUGACGAUCGUCCUGCAUUCGAGGAUAUUUUCUUACUCAUGAUUGAUACACGCGAUUUUCCAGAAUGGACCUUCAUCAAGGAUUUGGAGGCUGUUAACGCUUUGAAUGAUUAUGCGAUGCGACGAUGUGAGGAGGUCAGCUUCCAGAAGCUGAUUGAUCUGGGUCUCUUCGAGUUGCUCCCUCCGCUUGCUGUUGAGGCCGAAUGGGAGAAGUGGGCGAGGAGGGCAAUUGAGCUUCGUCAGCCAUUUUACAGAGGAGAAAUUUCGAGUCCUGUCGCGAAUGAAGUGGAAAGAGCUGUUCGGAUUGCGGGGGAUGGCUUUGGAGGCCGCUGGACGUUUCCUGUUGCUGCUAUGUUGCUUGCAUUCAGGCCUCGUGCGGAUGAUCAGGUCAUUCUUGAGGGAUUCAAGGCAGAAUUUUCAGAGGAUAAGAUACGAGAGUUGUCGUUGCAUGAUAUCCAGAUUGAUUGUCAUGUACUGCCUGAUGAUCGUGACGGCCUGCCUGAGCUCGUUCAAUUUAAGAAGCUCGUCAAUGACGUUCAUCGCCAUUUUAUUGGGAAGGAUAUCAACUCGCUUUUUUGGACAGUACGGUGA
Molecule: messenger RNA, 723 nt
Organism: Aspergillus fischeri NRRL 181
Lineage: Eukaryota; Fungi; Ascomycota; Eurotiomycetes; Eurotiales; Aspergillaceae
Exons: 3
Coding region: 1-723 (240 amino acids)
Source: RefSeq, a predicted model, not a curated record